Messenger RNA from Hyaloscypha bicolor E, 669 nucleotides. Its product is annotated as putative secretory component protein SHR3. Gene Ontology annotation, cellular component: endoplasmic reticulum membrane. The transcript is spliced from 2 exons. Gene Ontology annotation, biological process: endoplasmic reticulum to Golgi vesicle-mediated transport. Bases 1 to 669 code for a protein of 222 amino acids. NCBI's taxonomy places the organism in Eukaryota, Fungi, Ascomycota, Leotiomycetes, Helotiales, Hyaloscyphaceae. The record is from RefSeq and is a predicted model, not a curated record.
AUGGACCCAACCAAAGGCUCGAUCUUCAAGACCUACGAUAAGCCCAAGGGCUACUCGGCCUCAAACUCGUUUGCGACCUUCAUGAUCAUUGGCCCAACAUGUUUCUUCCUCGGGAUGCUCUUCUCCUCCUUCCCUUACGACUAUCCUCUCCUCUGGACCUCUGUUGAGACGCCAGCUGCGUACUACGACCAGCUAGAAACGCAUCUCAAGUUCUUGCACGCCUCACCUCCCAUCAUCCCGCGCAUACUACACAUUGCCGUCUCAGUCGGCUUCUGCGGCUUCUUCAUCAAGCUAUUCAAGCCAUCUGAGGCCAAUCUUCUUUUCGACGGCGCGUCGUUGGUUCUAUAUGUUGUGGGUGUCAUAGUGUACAUCACCAAUAUCGUCAAGGGCCUCAGAAUCGUGACGCUAGGUGUUUACGGCGUGCCUGAAGGCGAUACCGAGAUCGUAGUCGGCAGGGAAGACAGCUUGAGAGUUCUGGCUGCUAGUAAUACCAUCUUGGCACUCGUGCUCAUUGGUGUCCUUGUCCUGCAAGCUGGGCAAUGGUAUGCUGAGCGGAAGGACGCAGACGAGGCUGCCAAGUUCGAGAAGGAGCAAGAGGGGAAGAAGGAGGCGAAGAGCCAAAAGAGUGGAGGACAUGUGACGAGAUCGGCGUCCAAGAAGAAGCAAUGA